AUGCAGCAGACCACAGCAGCUGUGGCUGUGCCUCAGCUUAUAGGUCGACGUCAAUCCGGCAACUUGCCACCAGACAUGCCUUUGAGCGCUGAUCCUCGGCUCGGUGCUACUCACGCCUACAUUUCGCUUUCGAACGAUCCGUUUCCGUCCCAGACCUCAGACAUUGCUCAUAACUACCAUUACACCUCUAGUCGAGCCUCGUUCGACCAGCAGCUCCCUUUUGACGGUGCAAGUAGUUCCAAUGUCCCCUCGUGGUUCUACACUGGCUCACACGCGCCCGCUCACCCAACCGCAGCAGAGAACCGUCUGCCUUACCAUUUUGAUGCAUAUGCACCACACGCAUCGUCAGCAGCAUCCAGUAACAUGUCUGCUCCAUCCGAUGCGCCCUUGACCACAAACACUCAGCAUCAGGCCUCUAACUCGGUACUCCCGACCGCGCGCUUUGCUACCAAAUCAGCUGGCCUGAGCUCGACAAAUGCUGCGCCUUUCGGUGCCGAGCUUUCGGUUAAUGCUCAUUCUUCCUCGGCUUCGGGCGCAUCGCAUUCGGUUCCAUCUUCCCUAGCCAGCAGACGUAUCAGCGACGAGAGUGCGCAUCUGGCCGCCGCAGGCACUUCGAUGUCCGAAGCCAGCUCUUCGCUUGUAAAUCCGCCAGUACGCGCUACCACUCAUUCCGCUUCCGAGUCUACCGGUUUCAAUGGCUCAAUUUCGCCCUCGUCAUCCGCACGCAUGUCUGGCAGUCCUGAAAACAUGGACGUCUGUCGACCCUACCAUGUCUACGCUUCUACAUCCACCGUGCCUCCACUUAGCGGCAUGGUCAUGGGUGCACCUGUCACAGCCUCGAUGAUGGAAUCUAUCGACUCGUGGCUCGCUCCGGGACCGCCCGCAUCGCUAGGCGCAGGGCCCUCCUCUGCAAACGUUGACAGCCUUGCCACAGCCAUGGGCUCGGCAAAAGCGCGCGUGGCGGUCACGCCCAAAUUCUCUUCCGCAGACGCCUCCACAGCAGACGAUGCACCAUCCUCUUCACACAUGCUUGGCGGGUCGGUCAUUCACCCUAGUUCAUUCACCAGCAACAGCUCCUCAACAUCUGGCGCUGCGCCCUUUAAGACGAGUAUCGAGAGGCGCGAGCGUAACAAGGCAUCCCAGCGCGAGUCUCGCAAGCGCAAGCAGGACCGCCUCGAGACUCUUGAAGGCGAAAAUGCUGCGCUACGAAAGGCGUUGGCUGAUAUGAAGAGGUUCAGUCACGCCCUUUCCAACGGUGCCGGCAUUCGUGGCGAGGACGGUGGUGAAGUCGCGCCCGCCCAGCUCGCCAAAUUCACAGGAGCUUUCCAUCUGGACUUGAUCGAAUCUCACCUGGAAGACGAGUCGACAGAGGCAGAGUGGAAAGGCUUAGUUGGACGACGUUGGCCGUCUGGGACUGCACAAACGGGUGAUCGGCAAGGGGAUGUUUCCGCCCUCGCCACUUCAACAGCCAGUUCGGACGAGGACAACAUCCGUGACGAAUCUCAAGACAUGGCCAAUGACGCUGCGCAAGGCUCUGCGUCGAUGAAAGGCGAGAGCGACAAUGCGCCACAGUCCGCUUCGCAGCAGGUUAAGAAGGCCAUGUGGGAGAUCUCUCUCAACCAGAAGCGUCAGAAGGCGGCACAGAGCUUCCCCUCGAUGGUUGCUGUGCCCGAACUCGUGCUGUACAAGGUGUGCCGUCUGUACUUCAGCACACUCCUGCCGUUCACCACCAAGCUCAAGUCUGGUAUCGUCAACCUGCGCGCCGCCCGUGAAGCACCAGGCUUCUUCGGAGGCUUGGACGAUCUACCUCGCUUCCCUGGCGAUCCAUCGUUCGGCGUUUCGGAGCUAUAUCUGCCCAAGAAUCUGAUGCCCACCGAGAUGCAAUUGCGCAUUGGCUUUCACCCGGUCGAGAUUGCUGUUAUGCCAUAUCCGAAGAUGCGAGAUCGUUUGCUCACAGUUCUCAGCGCUUUCCAAGCCAUCAACGAGCUGGCGCAGGAAGAGGAGGCUGCCGCUGCUGCGCAAAUUAGCGAGGAUGUCAGCGGCUCGAACUCGCAAACUGGCAACGCAAGCAUUGACCAGCACGUCAAGCCGAGCGAUGCCAGCAAUGUGGAGCUGACGAACGAAGACAUUCGUCAGCGCACCGCGUUGGUCGCCGAUAUGUCGGCCUGGAAGCCCAGGGACGGCACCGGUGCUGUUGUGGUGCCGGACAAGAGUCGCGUCUAUUCUUAUGGGUUCCUGGAGAAGCCACGAGGCUCGUCGCGCUUGCGCAAGCCAGCUCAGCGCUGGCUCGACGAAUUUUUCUACGAGGUGGUGCAGACGCUGCGAGUGUGGUCGCCGGCAGGUGAUGUGUUUGAUGGCGAGUGCUUUGAAUUUAAAGAAAGCUUCUUUCGCAAGUAUCCUUAUAUGGUGGACAGCGACAUCCUUCGAGCCACCAACCGAUGGAGGCGUGCUCGGGGCGAAGAUCCCAUCCGCCUCUAA
Molecule: messenger RNA, 2478 nt
Organism: Mycosarcoma maydis (corn smut)
Lineage: Eukaryota; Fungi; Basidiomycota; Ustilaginomycetes; Ustilaginales
Exons: 1
Coding region: 1-2478 (825 amino acids)
Biological process (GO): regulation of DNA-templated transcription
Molecular function (GO): DNA-binding transcription factor activity
Source: RefSeq, a predicted model, not a curated record